GCGGUGCUGACGUGUCGCUCUCUGUGUGUCCCGGAUAUUUCUGGAUGGUUCUGAGGCCGCUUGCGCCAUGCUGGACUUUUUCAGCAUCUUCAGUAAGGGCGGUAUCGUGCUCUGGUGUUUCCAGGGAGUGAGCAGCCCCUUCAGCGGCACUGUCAAUGCGCUCAUUCGGAGCGUCAUCCUCCAGGAGAGAGGGGGAAAUAACUCAUUCACUCAUGAAGCCCUCACCCUUAAAUACAAAUUGGACAAUGAGUUUGAGUUGCUGUUUGUGGUGGGAUACCAAAAAAUCCUGACGCUAACGUAUGUAGACAAAUUUAUUGAUGAUAUCCACAUGCAGUUCCGGGAUAAAUAUAGGAACCAGUUACAACAACAAGGGGUGAUGGGCCUCCUCAAUGGUUCCUUUGACUUUUCAGAUGACUUCAGAGGCCUCCUGAGGGCUGCUGAGGAACGCACCAAAGGAAAAGCACCUUCUGUCAUGAAAACAUUUGAACAAUCUGAUAAAUCAAAGAAAACUGUGAAAUCUAUGAUAGAAAUCCGUGGAGAGAAGGGGAAGGAGAACAAGAAAAACAAGAAGGAUGCACCUGUACCCGAGGCACUUGCAGCAGAAAAGAAAACUGAAGUUCCGUUAAAGGCUUCUGUUACCGUGGCUGCAGGAGACACCAACCAAAAUGGUUUGACUCAGGAAGAAAUCAUCCAAAGGAAUAGGGAGGAAUUUUUUCGUAAAAGACUGGGGAAAGAGAAGAAAGAAAGCAGCAAAUCCCCUAAGCCAAUUAAACAGAAAACCCGUCGUAUUUGGCCUCCAGAUUCUAACAAAGCUAGCGCCAAAGAGCUUGACUACAGCAAGAAACUGGUCAACGGUCAAUCCAGCACCUUCAGCAAUGGAGAUGACACCAUUACAGAUAUGAAUUUUUAUCCUGGAUCAAUGGCAGGAGAUUUGAAAACUGUGGAUUAUGAGAGCUGUGAAGAGGAAGAUGAAGAAGAGGAAGUAAUUCAAGAAACUUCUAACACCAGUGUAAAGAAACGUGGAUUCGGUGGCAUGUUUGGAAUGCUGAAGGGCUUGGUUGGAUCUAAAAGCCUUACGCCCCAGGAUAUGGAACCUAUCCUUGACAAGAUGAAAGAUCACUUGAUUGCUAAAAAUGUUGCUGCGGACAUCACAGUCCAGCUGUGUGAAUCAGUGGCCAAAAAGCUAGAGGGCAAAGUCAUGGGAACCUUCAGCACGGUGACCUCAACAGUGAAGCAGGCUUUGCAGGAUUCCCUCGUCCAGAUCCUGCAGCCAAAGAGGCGCGUCGAUAUCUUGCGCGAUAUCAUCGAAGCUCAAAAACAAAGGCGUCCCUUCAUCGUUACUUUCUGCGGCGUGAACGGAGUUGGAAAAUCUACCAACCUCGCCAAGAUAACUUACUGGCUCAUGGAGAAUGGUUUUCGGGUUCUCAUUGCUGCUUGUGACACUUUCCGAGCUGGAGCUGUAGAGCAGCUCCGGACCCACACUCGCCGCCUGAACACCUUGCACCCACCUGAGGAGCACAGCGGCCAGAGUAUGGUCCAGCUCUUUGAACGGGGAUAUGGGAAGGAUGCUGCUGGCAUUGCAAUGGAAGCCAUCGCAUUUGCUCGAAAUCAAGGCUUUGAUGUGGUUCUGGUGGACACUGCAGGCCGAAUGCAGGACAACACCCCGUUAAUGACUGCUCUUGCCAAACUCAUCGCCAUUAAUGUGCCGGAUCUGGUGCUUUUUGUUGGUGAAGCAUUAGUUGGGAAUGAGGCUGUGGAUCAGUUGGUAAAGUUUAACCAGGCUCUGGCUGACCAUUCAAUGGCUGAAAAACCACGACUGAUUGAUGGCAUUGUGCUGACUAAAUUCGACACGAUUGAUGAUAAGGUUGGUGCUGCCAUUUCUAUGACUUACAUCACUGGCCAACCAAUAGUCUUUGUUGGAACUGGACAGACCUACAAUGAUCUGCGCAGCCUCAAUGCCAAGGCUGUUGUCAGUGCUCUGAUGAAGGCUUAAAUACCUGCUUUUCACUACUGUCUUAAUGCAAUCCAACUGCCACUGAAUUGUCCUCCUUCAACUCAUCCCUGAUUUCUCCCUGCAUAUUGGAGGAUUGCUGUUGAAUAUAUGUGGCAUUACCUGUUCAAAUUGCAACACUUCCAGCAUCGGUCUGCUGCAAACCCCUCCAACAAGCUUUCAAAAAAAAUACAUGGACAUACAGGAAAAUCUACCACCUCAUCACUGAUGGAGAAAAGAGAUCCACUGCUUUUCCUUUUAUAUAAAAAAACAAUGUCUUUUAAUUCUUAGUGCAAUAAACAUCAGUACUGGCUGCCUAUGAAUUAGAGAAAUUGUAAAGAGAAUUUAUUCAAUAAAGCUGCUAUCAUUGUCA
Molecule: messenger RNA, 2363 nt
Organism: Carcharodon carcharias (great white shark)
Lineage: Eukaryota; Metazoa; Chordata; Chondrichthyes; Lamniformes; Lamnidae
Gene: srpra
Product: SRP receptor subunit alpha
Exons: 14
Coding region: 68-1993 (641 amino acids)
Biological process (GO): SRP-dependent cotranslational protein targeting to membrane
Cellular component (GO): signal recognition particle receptor complex; endoplasmic reticulum membrane
Molecular function (GO): ATP hydrolysis activity; signal recognition particle binding; GTP binding
Source: RefSeq, a predicted model, not a curated record